This is a messenger RNA of Cataglyphis hispanica, 2219 nucleotides long. RefSeq lists its product as uncharacterized. Bases 1132 to 2172 code for a protein of 346 amino acids. The record is from RefSeq and is a predicted model, not a curated record. The transcript has 8 exons. Lineage: Eukaryota; Metazoa; Arthropoda; Insecta; Hymenoptera; Formicidae.
AUCAAACAAUUACCUCAGCAGCAAAAUGUACUAAAAGAAAUUGAUUUCGAUUAUUCCAAUGUAAUGAACAUUAAUAAGUGUACAGAAAAUAAUCAUGAUUUAGUCUCUGAACAUUCGGAAAUUAGUAUUGAUAAAAAUAGUCCUCAGUUAAGUAUUUCAAGUGAUAAAUUUUCCAAAACAGAACUUAUUAAUGACAUCCGAUUAUGGGUUAUUGAAAAUCGUGUCAGUCAUUCUGCUAUUAGUAGUUUACUGAAAAUUCUAGUAAAAUACGGCCAUAAUCUUCCUAUUGAUGCUCGAACUCUGUUUCAAACUCCCAAACAAGUAGACAUUAUUGAAAUGAUAUCAGGAAAAUAUUAUCAUGCAGGUUUAGGUGAUAGAAUUUAAAAAAAUCUAUUCGUAAACAUUAUUAUCGAAGUAAUUUACCAUCUCAGAUAAAUAUUAAUGUAAAUGUAGAUGGUCUUCCUUUAACAAAAUCUUCUGGGAGUCAAUUUUGGCCUAUUUUAGGUAGUAUAGUUGCAGAUUUUUACACCGAACCGUUUAUAAUUGGUGUUUAUCAUGGUUUUGAAAAGCCAAAAUGUUGCAAUACUUUUUUGAAAUAUUUCAUGGAUGAUUGUUUUGAAAUUUUCCGAACUGGCAUUGUAGAAUAUGGCAAAAAAAUAACUAUGAAAUUGAACGUAUUUAUCUGCGAUGCUCCUGCAAAAUCGUUUAUCAAGGGAAUUAAAGGACAUAAUGCGUAUUUUGGAUGCGGAAAUUGUAUUCAAGAGGGAGAUACAUAGGGAGAUUACAUAGAAAAUCGAAUAACGUACCCAGAAAUUAAUGCUAUGUUAAGAUCAGAUGAAUCUUUUAAAUUAAGAAAACAAGAAGAACACCAUAAAAUCACUUCAAAUCUUGAAGAUUUAAAUAUUGGAAUGGUUACUCAAUUUCCUUUAGACUACAUGCAUCUCGUACUAUUAGGAGUAAUGAAAAAAUUGUUGCAGUUUUGGAUUAAAGAUUAACGAGUCACAGUAUGAGUUAAUUACUGUUCCAUUGUCUGAUAUUAAAUUAAAAUGUGUAAAACUGCCUUUAUGUGACGAAGAAGCUGUGGUAUUGCCUUUACUGCACCAACAAGAAAUAUGUUUAUGAUUAUUAAUAAUGGUAAAAAAUUUCGCUGUCGUAACUUUUCCAAGCGAUGGGAAUAAUGAAGAAGAGAUCGUAUCAGAAGUUUCAUCUUUAUGGCUUUCCUCCAAUUUAACAGAAUGCUGGUGGCCAUCGGUAAAAAAUAUUAACACCUUUAUUGUGAAACAAACUCCACCUGUUACUAAUGAUCCUAAAUGGACACUUUAUCCUAUCAAAUUUCAUAGAUAUUAUGAUUCAUUAGAUGAGGCUAGACAGAGAGCAACGAAUUAUUCUUCAAGCGAUGAAAGUAAUACAAAUCAAAUAAAGAAGUCAUGCACAAAACGGUCACUAAAUACUGUUUAUAACAAUGAAUCUGAAUCUGAUUCUGAUGACUCACGUUCAAUUAUACCAAAUCCACCACAUCUUAAAGAUACAAAUGUCUCACAAUCAGCCAAAAAUAUUCAAUCAAUCUCAAAUAUUUUGGAUUCAACAAUUAUUAAUAAUAUUGAUAUGGAAAUUCUUGUUGGAACUAUAGUACCUCACAAAAAUAUGCAGGAUGUAUAUACGUUAGUGUUAGAAAUGUCAGAUAAAAUGAAAGAUAAUUUUGAAAAAAUAUGUACAGCUAUAACUUUAAUUUCAUUAAACAUACAAGCUAUUGAUACUCGUUUAAAAAACAUGGAAACACAACAUAACCAACAUAAGUCUAAAACAUCUGCCAUGGAUACAUCAAAUAUACAAAGAUCUUUUCCGUUUAAGAGCAUAAAUAAAGUAAUAGCUUUUGAAAAUAGUUUAUCAGAAAAUACAGAUGAGUACAACAAAUUUAUGCUGUAUAUAUCUCGCAUAGGUAGAGGGUCCGCUAAAGAAAAUUUAAUUCGUAUAUAUCGAACUUUAUUUUCUAAUGAAGUUGCCAAGGUUUCAUCCUGGAAGGGACUACGUAAUCAUUUUAAAAUAAGUAGUUUAAAAUCUAUAUUGACGGGAAUACAAGCAACAAUUUUGGCUCAACACCAAUUCACAAACAAAGAGUUUGAAGACAUCACGAAAGAAUUUCGCCAAGGUAGUCAUAGGCUUAGCAGAUAACAAAAAGACUCCGAAGAAGCAAAUCCGCAAGUUAUUUAAAUGUCUCA